Molecule: messenger RNA, 603 nt
Organism: Capronia epimyces CBS 606.96
Lineage: Eukaryota; Fungi; Ascomycota; Eurotiomycetes; Chaetothyriales; Herpotrichiellaceae
Exons: 1
Coding region: 1-603 (200 amino acids)
Source: RefSeq, a predicted model, not a curated record
AUGAGCAGCUAUCCUCGCAGGAGUGCCCGAAUUUCACAUCUUCAACAAGAACAACCUCACCAGAGACCUGAUUCUCAACCGCACUCAUAUCCGAGCAGCUUCUCCCAAUCCUCGAGUGUCUCCACGAGUUCUCAUCCCAGUCCCGUCGCUGACGCCCUCAAUCCUCCUCCUCCGCCAUCGACUCCCCAGCCAGGGCACCCUCAUCUGCACCCACCACUGCACCUCAUGGCUCACCAGCACCAGCAACAGCAACAACAGCAACAAGCACACAUACAUGCUCCCCUGCCCUCGCCUUCAGCGGGAGACAUUGAUCCUUUUUUCGGCCGUCCUCAUUCUCAGCCGAAUACAUAUAUCUCGCCACAGAUGAAUUUCAACUUUGUCAAUCAGCAACCUCUGCAACAACAGUCCUUUGGUGGUGAGCAGCAGCCUCAAAUGAACCAACAACAUCAUCUCCAUCCCCAUACGAAUUCCAUGUCGCAGGAGCGUCCUGCCAUCGUGAAUCCUCUGAAUCCGGGUCAAUUGCCACCCAAUUUCCUUGCCGAGGCUGCAAAACGUGCCCAGAUGGCCUGCCUAAUGCGAGAUUUGGGCGACGUUUCUUUAUGA